AUGUCUCCAGAAGGCGUAGAUAUCAAGUACAAAUGUCAUAAUGGCAAAAGUGGUAAAAAUAAAUGUAUCUGUCAGAGUGAUGGUCGAAUUGAGGUAGAAGAAGGAACUCUCAAAGAUACUUAUGGAAAAGAGACAAGCUACAGAUAUUGUAUACAUUGGAAUAGAAGAAUUGAACCAUUGAUAGCAAAUCUUAACUAUGGUAAUCAGCACCUUAACAUUAAAAAUAGCGAAAGUAAGGCAUCUACUUCAUUUUCCGAUGAACACCAUGAGAUAUUUGAAGUAACAACUUACUACUCCUUUGAACAUGAUGAUGGCAAGACAACUAUAAGAGUUCCUCUAGUCCUCAGAGUGCAAAGUAAAGCUAGCGAAGAUAGUGGUGGUAGCUACUACUGGUAUGAAAAUACUGGUACUAAUGGAGAUAACCUGACAUGGAAAAGAAUUCCAGGGGUAGAGAAUGAAUAUCCUAAAAAUAACAAGGAUCCUGCUAGUAGUGAUUUAGUACAGAAGCUAAAGGAUCUCACAUGCUCUCUCCACAACCUUCAUAUCGUUGACAUUUACAAGGCAAAAAACUAUAGCUGUCCGUGUGGUAAGGCCAAUGUCACAGUUAGGUCUGAGACGAAAGCUGAUCUUUCUGGGUAUACCCAAUAUGAGUACACAUACAAGACUAAGGAAAACUCCGUUAUAUAUGAAAAUGUUACUCUUGAAGAUGAUUAUAGUGGAAAUCCCCUUAUACUCAAUGAUAUAACCGGAGAUCUUUCUGUUUUCUACUGGAAUGAAGACAAGAAGCGUAAGAAACCUCUUAUGUUAGAGGUUUCUGUAGGAAUUGCGGGAAUAGGUGUUGGAACUACGAAAGUUUACUAUGGAAACAAAGGCGAUGAAAAUAAUAAAAAAUGGAUACCGAUAGGCACAGGACCUGUAUCUAGGGAAAAACUUCACGAGCUACAGUGCCAAGUUUUCAAACCAGUGAUCAUAGAUGUUGCUGAACAUAUUGGAGAGUAUACUAACAAGUAUUGUAGUGGAGAAUGUCCUAAUAAGGACUGUCCUGGUAAAGUAACAGUUUCCGCUUACCCUCUACGCGGUCUAAGCGGAUAUACUGCUUGGAGACACACCUAUGGCAAUAAAGGAGAAAACUUUACCAUCACAAGUUUCACUAAUGGAUCUUCUCCAAUUGAUAUUCCGACAGGAUCCUUUCCAAUCUGGGAUGUUAAAGAUGUACUAGUAUUUUUUCUAGAGUGUGCUCCUGGUAACACUGCUACUGAAAGACCUUUUAUAGUCUGUGUUAGCACUGGGAAUGGAUAUACUUAUAGGUGGUCCAAUAACCAUUGCAAAAAGGGUGGUAAGUUUGAGCUGGAGAAAAAACUUCAAGAACUAAAGAAAGAAUUGGGCCAAGAAGCUAAACAAAAAUCACAAACUGAGGAUGACUCAGAUGAUGAGGAAGAAGAUGAUCCUGUUUCCGAAAAUCCUGAUGACUCGCAAUCUACUGAAGGAAAUAAUGGAGCUCAACGUGAAGAGGUCCCAGCAGCUGACUUAACUGACCAACUUUCUGAUACAGAGUCUGAAACCAAGAUUCUCCUACAAGGUACUCCAGUGGCUCAAAUGGCUGAAGAUGCUAUAGAUGGUGAAAGGUUAAAACAUAUUAUUGCUGAUCCAUCUAGAGUAUAUCUUGAUGGAUUUGAAGUACUAGGUGGCUCUACUAUUCAUACUCUUCUUCCUGGAGCCACAGGUUCUAGACCGCCACCUCCUGAGCUUACUGUUGGUACUAAUAUUCCUCCUGUACUAUGUAGUUAUACUCAACCCUUAUCUGGAUUAGAAGGUAAUUCCGUUACUAUCCAACACUUUGCCUCACUCCUCCCAACUACUACUCCUAAAGAAGCUUCUCCUACUCUUACUCCUGUUGAAAUCCAUGAGACUAUCCCUCUUCUUCCUAAAGAAACUGGACCUGAAGCUCCCACCGAAGAACUUACUGCUGAACCUGUUACUAAAGCUGAAAGACUUGAAGCCUCAGGCCCUGGUCAAGGAACUCAUGGUCUUGGCUUUUCUCCAGGCCCUAAACCUCAAACUAACUCUUCUUUUUGGGAAUCUUAUGACAAAUCUAUCCCUACUGUCCUGACUGGAGUUGGUGUUGUAUCUGGUACUCUUACCGGACUUGGUGGGCAUUCAAACGUUCUAAAGGAGACCCUUGGGUUAGACAAGUAUAUCUUAUGGAUCGUAAGGAGUAUCAUGUUGAGUAUGGAUGAAGGGUUGUACGACUCUGAUGAGGAGAGAUUAAUGGAGGCAACCCAGUAG
Molecule: messenger RNA, 2286 nt
Organism: Theileria equi strain WA
Lineage: Eukaryota; Apicomplexa; Aconoidasida; Piroplasmida; Theileriidae
Exons: 1
Coding region: 1-2286 (761 amino acids)
Source: RefSeq, a predicted model, not a curated record